AUAACUGGUGCUACGCGCGGCGUUGUAUGCGCAGAAACUUUUUUCGGGUUUGAGUGUACGUCUAGAACUUCGCCACGUUCUUCUUUCUUUUGAUUUCCCAAAAUGGGUAUCGAUAUCAGCCAUAAGCACGACCGCAAGGUUCGACGAACAGAACCUAAAAGUCAGGAUGUCUACCUACGACUUCUUGUUAAGCUUUAUAGAUUCUUGGCCAGAAGAACUGAUGCCAAGUUCAACAAAAUUAUCUUGAGAAGGCUUUUCAUGAGCCGCAGAAAUCGCCCAGCAAUUUCUUUGGCUCGUGUCACUAGAUUCAUGAAGAAGCCAGGUCGUGAAAACUGUACCGCUGUUGUUGUUGGUACUGUCACCGAUGAUGCUCGUAUCUUCGAGAUCCCAAAAAUGACUGUAUGUGCUACACAUGUGACUGAGAAAGCUCGUGGUCGCAUCUUGAAAGCUGGUGGUGAAAUCAUCACCUUCGAUCAGUUGGCUCUUCGUUCACCAACUGGUAACAAGACUGUGUUGAUGCAAGGUCGCAGGAAUGCCCGUGAGGCCAACAAACACUUUGGCCCAGCUCCAGGUGUGCCUCACUCGCACACUAAGCCUUUGGUCAGAUCAAAGGGCCGCAAGUUUGAGAGAGCUAGAGGACGCAGGAAGAGCUGUGGUUACAAGAAGUAAACAUCUGUUGUUAAAAAUGAAAAAAAUAAAAUGUGUUUUUGACAUA
Trichogramma pretiosum is the source of this 715-nucleotide messenger RNA. RefSeq names its product 60S ribosomal protein L18-like. Gene Ontology annotation, biological process: translation. Lineage: Eukaryota; Metazoa; Arthropoda; Insecta; Hymenoptera; Trichogrammatidae. Gene Ontology annotation, molecular function: RNA binding; structural constituent of ribosome. The record is from RefSeq and is a predicted model, not a curated record. Gene Ontology annotation, cellular component: cytosolic large ribosomal subunit; ribosome. The transcript is spliced from 4 exons. Bases 103 to 669 code for a protein of 188 amino acids.